AUGACAGGACCGAACGAGAUAGACCACCGCAGAAAGCUGCUAGAAGCUGUGGCAGACCCUUCCGCCGAGGCUCUCUGGCGAAUGUAUUCUAAGGCCAAAGCUUCACUUCCGUACCGGGAACGCAUGACAAACCUGACCUGGCGGAUGAUGGGCAUGAAAAUGCGAAAAUUCACCCUAUCUCGACACUCUCACGAUGCUGAAGAGUUCGACUAUAUAAGCCAGCUGCGGCAGCUAAACGGGAACGGCGGCGACACUGAUAAUGGAGGCGAAAAUACAGCCCUCGGCGUAGGACAUGAAGUAAGUUCGAGCAAUCCCGCAAGCGCUGCCACGGCCGCCAUUAUAGGCGUAAAUCCCAUGGAACUUAGAGCGCAGAACCCGCACACUGCCUCUGAAUCGUCAGGCUCACGCAUCGGCGACUCCGCCGCUAUGCCCGCUGGAUUCGAUCUUCACGACGAGGGCACAUUCGGAUCAUUUUCCAACCUCGACCAAAACGUUGGGUUCAUGGCUGACAUGGAUGUUAACCAAUUUAGCCUGCUUGGCCAUGACGGAGGAUCUGCCAGCAACAGUCAGGACGAGGAAGAUAUCGUACUGAACGAAGCCACCUAUUCGUCCCCCGCCCUGAUUAGUGAUAGCGGGGUGUCGUCCUCAGGGAACGCUCCUUAUAACCAACUGUCAUCUUCUGCUUCAACCAUUUUCAAUGCGAUAGAACAACAGUCUGCGAAUUCCACAGCUGCUAGCAGUGCUACUAUUAGUGGGCUUAACGCGAACAUGCUUGGAGGGCAAAGCUUUUUCGAUGAUGCUGAGUUCUUGCAAUCAGUGGGUAGCCAAGCGCUGGCACAGAGCCACCACACAGAGCCCACAAUGGCCCCACUCCAUGCCACGACAUCGGAAGUUUCGUUGAUCGACCUACAUGAGAGAUCCAAUAACGGAACUUCUCAGCCUAUCUCAAUCAGGAGACCCAACACCGCUUGGCAUGGUAUGUCGAGUGGGUUUGGAUCCCUACCCACUUCACUGAAUGCAGCACCAGCUGGCAGCAACACAUUGUCUUCUUCUCAAAACUCCCGCAGGUCGGCAGCUGCCAAUUCUGUAAGAAAGAAACAAAUAAAGAGCUCCAAUUCAAGAAGAAGCAGUUUAUCUGUAGCAUCAAUAAACAACCAAGAUACAAUGAAUGAUGCUGUGGGUGUACCCAAUACUGGCACAUCUUCUACAGCAUCCUCAUCAGCCAAUAAAGGUGACACUAAAUGCACCAAUUGCCACACGAAGACCACCCCAUUAUGGAGAAGAGAUCCGCAAGGCAAUCCAUUGUGUAAUGCAUGUGGAUUGUUUUUGAAAUUGCAUGGCGUUGUAAGACCACUCUCCUUAAAAACGGACGUGAUCAAGAAAAGGCAACGUUCCUCAAACAAGCCGACAUUGACAAAUCCUCCUACUUCUGGCUCAUCUUCCGGUAAUUCACCUGGAAAAGAUAGCACGGCAAAUUCUAAGGUCAGGAGACAAACUUCCAAGAAGAAAGGUUCAAUCACCAAUACUAUCUCGGAAUCAAGGCCCAUUAUACAUCGAUCUCAAUCAUCACUAGCUAGAAGGACGAGCAAAAUUGGAACCCCAAACUUACGUGAUUCCGAAAGUUCGAAUAAUAACAGUGGGUCAGGUACCCCAAAUCCACCACAAAAAUUUUCAAUUGAACAACCUAAUCCUCAACUAGCACAUAUGGUGAACUCGUCAGAAAUGGACGUGGAUCAAGUACCGCCUUCAGAAUCUUCGCAUAACAGUUUUGAUGUCUUUUUACAGGGAUGGCCCCAGCAACAACAACAACAACAGCAACAACAGCAACAACAACAACAGCAACAGCAACAACAGCAACAACAGUCCCUAACCCAAUCACAGCAUCCCUCGCACCAGCAAUCCCAUAGUCAGGCACAUAAUGAUCAGAGACAGCCGGACAAUCAAUCGUUCAAUUUCGAUCAUCCUAAUAGCCGCCAGUCCGCCACUUCUAACAAUGGAACCGUCAAACAGGAAGGACGAGCCUCUAAUAAUGCAGGCGAGAAUACUAACUGGGAAUGGUUAACGUUGAGUUUGUAA
Messenger RNA from Lachancea fermentati, 2076 nucleotides. The record is from the annotation of a GenBank genome assembly. NCBI's taxonomy places the organism in Eukaryota, Fungi, Ascomycota, Saccharomycetes, Saccharomycetales, Saccharomycetaceae.